AGAAAGCGGGCGGCCAGUCUGAGGAGAGAGAAAUAAACAGCGACAGAUACAGAGCCGGACACGGGGAGCCGAAACGGGCGCACGGAGCAGCUGCACAGAGCGGCCCUUCUCACCAUGACCCAGCGGAAGAUUAACGGCGGACCUACCGUGUCAGCGGCGCGGGUCUGAAUGGUUAAAGACACUGGAAACGCGGAGAAGCGCCGUGUUUCUGUUCAGAGGUUGUUUUGGGGACGGCUUUACUGAAUGGAUUUGACUGAAUGAGAGUAAUCUUCAGCUGGCCUUAAUGCUCCACCUUGUAGAGUCCAAGUGAGAUCUCAGAAAACAAAAGUUUGCUUUGUUACAAACUUAAUAUUUCUGUUUUUUACUGGAGUAGAUGGAAAGAGCGAUAAAGAAACACUGGAGCUGAAUCUAUGAACAGCAUGAGUGUCAGGGAGCAGUGCUGGAGUGAAGAGGAUUCAGAGGGGGACAGUGACUGUGAGGACUUUUUCUAUGGAGCACAGGGACAUUAUGUUGCUGACCUGUACUGCCAUCCUCAAUUGGACACAGACGUUGGAGCUGUGAAAGACAUCUAUUCUGACUGUGCUGUUUCUGUAAGGGAAUAUGAGACAAUUGAUGAUGUGGAUAUUGACCUCCACAUCAACAUUGGCUUUCUGGAUGAGGAAGUAGCCUCAGCAUGGAAAGUCAACAGAACAGAACCUGUUGUUCUACGCCUUCGCUUUUCAUUGUCCCAGUACCUGGAUGGACCAGAGCCAUCAGUAGACGUGUUCCAGCCAUCCUGUAAAGAUGGCUUUAAUCUUGGAUUACAACUCAAAAGAAUUCUUUCCACAUUCAUAUCUAAUCAGUGGAAGCACCUCAGCAAUGAGUUUCUGAGAACUCAGCAGAAGAAGAGGCACAGUUGGUUCAAGGCUGGAGGAACAAUCAAGAAGUUCCGUGCUGGUCUCAGCAUCUUCACACCAAUAGCCAAGUGCCCCAAUGUUCCUCUGAUCCAGGGCCCCGGGGAGAAGGGCAGGACUACAGGGCCAGAACCAAGAGUAAAUCGCCUGAUGAACCGCUCAGUCUCCUGCACCAUGAAGGUGCCCAAAGGAGAGUUACUCACAUAUGCACCAAAUGGACAGAGUGUGGCAGUCCCUGGCUCCAGGUCCACAGUGCAGAUCACCACCAAACAGCUUAUCGAGCUCUUUUUCUCCUCACAAGCUCUACUUCACUGCAAAAGUAUACCUACUCUAGAAUAUGGCUUUCUUGUACAGAUCAUGAAAUACUCAGAACAGAGAAUUCCCACUCUGAAUGAGUACUGUGUGGUCUGUGAUGAGCAGCACGUCUUUCAAAAUGGAUCCAUGCUUAAGCCAGCAGUGUGCACGAGAGAGUUAUGUGUGUUCUCGUUCUACACACUGGGAGUUAUGUCAGGUGCUGUAGAGGAUGUGGCAACAGGAGCUGAGGUGGUUGAUUUACUGGUGGCGAUGUGCAGAGCUGCUCUGGAGUCGUCCCGUAAAAGCAUAAUCUUUGAUCCUUAUCCGUCUGUGGUCGACCCGUUUGAUUCCAAAGCUUUGGCCUUUAACCCCAAGAAAAGAAGUUAUGAGCGGCUGCAGAAAGCUCUGGACAGCAUCAUGUCAAUACGAGAAAUAACUCAAGUAAGCAAUGGUUCCUAUGUAGAGAUAAAGAAACAGAUGGACAAACUGGAUCCACUUGCACAUCCUCUUUUACAGUGGAUCAUAUGCAGUAAUAGGUCACAUAUUGUCAAGUUACCGUUAAGCAGGCAACUCAAGUUCAUGCACACCACCCACCAGUUCCUACUGCUCAGUAGCCCUCCUGCCAAAGAGGCUCGAUUCCGCACAGCUAGGAAACUGUACGGGAGCACGUUUGCCUUUCAUGGUUCCCAUAUAGAAAACUGGCACUCUAUUCUACGAAAUGGACUAGUUAACGCCUCCUACACAAAGCUGCAGCUGCAUGGGGCAGCCUAUGGGAAGGGCAUCUACCUCAGCCCCAUCUCCAGUAUCUCUUUUGGAUACUCAGGGAUGGGGAAAGGACAGCACCACAUGCCCACAAAGGAGGAGUUAGUACAGCACUAUAACAGAGUCAACACCAUCUCACAGAGUCGUCCAGUACAGUCAAGGUUUCUUCAGAGUCGGAAUCUAAACUGUGUUGCACUCUGUGAAGUAAUAACUUCCAAGGACCUCCAGAAACAUGGGAACAUUUGGGUGUGCCCAGUGCCUGACCAUGUCUGCACACGCUUCUUUUUUGUGUAUGAGGAUGGUCAGGUGGGAGAUGCAAACAUCAACACACAGGAGCCCCAUAUUCAGAGGGAGAUUUUGCGUGUGAUUGGGAUGCAGGCCAGCUGAAUGUGAAGCUCCUACACUGUGAGGGAUACAAAUCUGUGGUUAUGCUGCAUCUCAAUGUCAGUGUGGCCAAAUUACAAAGUGGUUAUAACAGAGGGACCAAUUCUGAGAUGUGUUUUUUUUUUACUAUUAAAGAGGGAAAAAUGUUUUUGUAUUCACAUAAAAUCAGCUUCAUAUGUAUGUUCUUUUAUAUGUGUGAUUUACACAUGCUACCAUUUCACAUACAGUAUGUCUUCUCUUUUUGUACAAAUCAGUGGAAUAGAGGCAAAUGUAUGUCCCUCUUACAACCACUGGAGGGCUCUGUUGCCAAGUUUAAGCACGAAGAAUGCCAGUGCACAGGUCAGCUGUGUUUUACCUGCCCAUGGUUCUGACCAUGUAUUCCUGUUUCCCAAGAUGUCAGCUGAUUUAGAUGAAAAGGGUGCUACAUAAGAUGUCAGCAUGAAAAGGGUGCUAAGGUUUGUAUAUCUGGAAAAGGCUUCUUCCAUUAUUUGGUUAACCCUAUCUGUCUAUUCUGUUGAAAUGAAAUGUACAACCCCAAAUCAGAAAGGGUUGGGACAGUAUGGAAAAUACAAAUAAUUCAAAGUGUUUCUAACAUUUACUUUGGCUUGUACUUCAUUGCAGAUAUUUUGAACACAGUAUUAAUAAGAAGAUAUUUCAUGCCUUUUCUGGUCAACUUCUUUUUAUUGGUUAAUACAUAUCCUUUUUUUGCUAUUCCAAACACAUUACAAAAAAAACAUUUCUUCUUAUAGCACUUAAAAGACAUUUUAGCACUGAGAAUUUCAAGCAAUGAAGUGUUUUAGGUAUUAUUUUGUCCUAUGCUUCCUGCAAACACAUCUUAAUGUGUAAAAAAGUACAAGGUCCUUGUUGUUGCAUUUUUUUUUUGUGUCAAAAUUCUCCACGUUUUCUUUUGGGCACCUGGGCCUUA
This is a messenger RNA of Astyanax mexicanus (Mexican tetra), 3258 nucleotides long. It is a transcript of the gene parp6b, whose product is annotated as poly (ADP-ribose) polymerase family, member 6b. NCBI's taxonomy places the organism in Eukaryota, Metazoa, Chordata, Actinopteri, Characiformes, Acestrorhamphidae. Gene Ontology annotation, molecular function: protein serine/threonine kinase activator activity; kinase binding; NAD+ poly-ADP-ribosyltransferase activity. The record is from RefSeq and is a predicted model, not a curated record. The coding region runs from base 411 to 2336 and encodes 641 amino acids. The transcript has 23 exons. Gene Ontology annotation, cellular component: nuclear envelope; endoplasmic reticulum tubular network; membrane. Gene Ontology annotation, biological process: endoplasmic reticulum unfolded protein response.